Molecule: messenger RNA, 1556 nt
Organism: Cornus florida
Lineage: Eukaryota; Viridiplantae; Streptophyta; Magnoliopsida; Cornales; Cornaceae
Exons: 6
Coding region: 1-1389 (462 amino acids)
Source: RefSeq, a predicted model, not a curated record
AUGCUAAAGAGUGAGAGUGAGAUUGCACGACACCUGUUUAGAUGGACGAAAGAAAUGUCAUAUGCAGAUUAUUACGAGCGAGCGCUGACCAAUGGUGUGCUGGGCAUACAAAGGGGAAGGGAUCAUGGAGUGAUGCUCUACUUGAUGCCACUAUGCCCUGGAUGUUCUAAGGUCAAAAGCAGCCGUGGAUGGGGAAGAAAGUUCGAUGAUUUAUUUUGCUGUCAGGGGACUGGAAUCGAGUCGUUCUCAAAGUUGGCAGAUUCGAUAUACUUUGAAGAAGAGGGGAAAGCUCCAGUGCUUUACAUCAUCCAGUACAUAUCUAGCUCACUUAACUGGAAAUCUGGGAAGAUUUUUAUAUCUCAGACAGUCAAACCUGUUGCUUCAUGGGAUUCUCAUCUUCAAGUGACAUUCACAAUUUCCUCAAACGAGAAAGUUGCAAGCCAAUCAUCUACUUUAAAUCUGCGAAUUCCAAGUUGGUCACAGGCAAAUGGUGUCAAGGCAACUUUAAAUGGCCAGGGUUUGGCUCAACCAACUCCAGGUAAAUUUCUCACUGUCACUAGACAAUGGAACUCUGGUGACAAAAUUGUUCUUGAAUUACCCCUCAGUCUUAGAACCGAGGCCAUUAAAGAUUCUCGGCCUCAAUAUGCCCCCAUUCAGGCAAUUUUUUAUGGCCCCACCCUUCUAGCUGCUAUGACAAGCAAAGACUGGAAACUCAAAUCAGGAAAAGCUAAGUCCCUCUCGGAGUGGAUCACUCCGAUUCCACAGGCACACCAUUCUAAUUUGAUUACCCUCUCCCAAGGUUCUGGGAAUUCAACAUAUGCACUAUCACACAUAAACCGAAAUAUAAAAAUGACAAUGUUUCCUUUGCCCCGCACUGAUUGGUCUGUAAGGGCCACUUUUAGACUCAUCUUAAAGGACUCAGCUGCUUCCCCGAAACAGGUUGCACCAAAAGAUGCUAUCGGGAAAAUGGUGAUGCUAGAACCAUUUGAAUUCCCAGGUAGUGUUGUGGUGCACCAAGGAGUUGAUGGAAACCUUAUAGUUGGAGUUCUCGGCUCUCAAAAUGCUAUUUUCCAAUUGGUUCCGGGAUUGAAUGGGAAGCCCAGAACAGUUUCACUAGAGUCCGGUAGCCAGAAGGGUUGCUUUGUGCAUUGUGGGGUUAAUGGGGCAAAAUAUAGCGCCGUUAGAACCAUCAAGCUCCGCUGCCAAUCUGCUGGGGCACCACCAGAUGCUGGAUUCAAGGAGGCAGUCAGCUUUGCAUUGAAUAACGGAGUUAGUUCGUAUCAUCCUAUCAGUUUUGUGGCGAAAGGGGCCAGAAGGAAUUUUCUUCUUACUCCAUUUAAUAACUUCAUGGAUGAAUCUUAUACAGUAUACUUCAACAUCACAUCCUGAAAACUUCAACAACGGUCGAAACAAUAGCACACCAACAAUUUUCUGUCGUUCUGGUUCUGUAAGGUGUUAAAGUGGCAAUUUUGCUUUAUAAUGCCUAUUAAAUUCAUCAUGUACAUUGGCUAAGUUGUACACCUCUUGAAUCCUUGUUUGAUAGCUUGUCUCUCUUU